UAUCUAGAUUAAACUCAUCGUCCCAUCAGAUCACGUUUCCAUUGUACAGUUGGUUCCGCUAUAACGCAUGUUCCGUCAAUGCGAAUUGGUUGUAACAUGAUUGACAAAUAGGGGACUGCUAUUUCUAAAACGCGAACUUGUGUUGGCUAUAAUGCGAUCCCAUCAGUGCGUGGGUGUACGCAUCAACAUGUGAUGGUUUCAUGGGCUUUGUCAUGAAUACGUACAAUGUUAGUGCCGAAAGAAUCUCCGUGAGGGCUUUGUCGUGAAGUGCUUUCUGUGAGAUGUACAGUGCAAACCCCUCCCCCAUCAAGAUAUUUUUUCAAGUGCAUCACUUUAAUCUGGCCCGGAGUAGAAUGCCAGGCUUCGAUUAUGGCCCAGAUAGUCUUGGAUCAGGAUUAACCCCUCUACAUCUUUCUGACGAUGGUGAGGGAGGAGCAUUCCACUUCCAUGACCCCCCACCACCAUACACAGCUUAUAAAUACCCUGACAUACAACAUCCUGAUGACCCACCACCUCCGUAUGAAGCAUCCAUCAGUCCAGGCAGCAUGCUGUGUGUCAAUCAAGACAGUGCUUCUGGACAGACGAUGGAGCCGAGCAGCCAGCGACCUAUGGCAGAGGGUGCUGCUGGAGAUCAGGUGAAUGCCACAAACUUUACUCUACCAGCUGUGACAGAGGAACUGGAAGAUUCAGCUGACAGCAGUACCUUGCUCGUGCCAUGUGACACAUGCUCAGAGAGUGAAGCACUAAGCAGUCACCCCUCAAUAAACACUGUUGUAUAAAUGGGAUGGGUCUAUUACUGUUUUUUGGAGUAAAAGCAAAUGUUUGCAAAGUGCUGUACAGGCAAACACUAGUCUGAUGACUAUAAAAGGCUUAGUUCAGGUCUUCAGCAGUAGAUUUCCUGUUUCAAUGAGUGCGUUAAUCCUCUGUGUAUAUAUUGAUGGUGGAAUGCAGCACCUUUCCCUGGAGACAGGUGCAGUAGGACUUUAGGAAGCUAAUGGGCAGCUGGGUUUGUGUUUUUUUUAAUAUAGAUUUUGAGCUUCAAGUUGAGAGGCUGGAACAGCCUUGAGUUGGUGGUUUUGCAUGCUGAAUAUAUACUGGCAUCUCAAAGCUCUUAUAACCGGGUCUUGCAAACUGGCAACAGAUGGGGCCAAUCAUCAGAAAGAGCUUUGUGAUAUUUCUAGGCAAACAGAAGUGCACUUAUUGUCGCCAUUCUGUUCUGUGAUUGGGAUACAGCAGUGAUGGAAGUGGGCUGUACAGUAAGAUGAAUGGUAUUUGGAGAAUGCAUGUUGCAGAGACUGUUUACAAGGUCUUAGUGCUCGGGGGGUGGGGUGGGAGGUGCAGGCUGGGUGUUACUAAUCCUUUGGGUGUUUUGAGGCAGUAGUAAUGUGGAGGUGGAGUCAGUGCACUAGAGAAGGGGGUUACAGUCUCUCUCAAGCUGUAAGAAUGGCUACAAUCUCUCCCAGAUUAGGGGGGUUUGCAGGCCGAAUCAGGGUCUCAUGGGCGCAAGAGGUUACUGGCUUUUUUGGUUUGGGACCAGUGUUAACAGAUCCACUUGGACAGAGGGUGAGGGUCUGAAUUUGCAGAUAUUAUCCAGUAGUGCAAGGCUCAGUGUAUUUUUUUGCCAGUACAGUGGCAGUAGCAGCAGUUAGUUAACUGGAAGGAGGCUGUGCUCCAAUCUCAGGCUGUUGAUUAAGGCACAAGAGGUCCUAUGCUCCCAGCCCAGGGGGACCAAAUGGCAGGACGGGAAUGCAUCCUGCGAAGCGUAGGGUUAGAGUCUGAGAGCAUAUUACCACACUCUGUGCUCCCUUUCCUACUCACUCCGCUGCAGAUUUUUAAUAUCAUGUUCAUUUCUAUUCGAGAAUACCAAUUGAUGUAUUGAUAAGUGGAGUUAAUAUUGAUCAAUAAGUUGAUCAUUAUUACUGAUGCAGUUUUGAUUGAAAUUGAUAUGAACAGUGAUUUUGCGGUCAAUAUUGAUCACCCAUAUUGAUGUGGUUGAUUGAUAUCAGUCAAUGUUGAUCCUUGAUGUUGAUGUGGUUCAUAUUGAUGAAUGAUAUUUUUGUCUUUUGGGGGGACAUUUAGGGGGCAGUGACAUGUAUCAUAGGUUUAGAUUGAUUAUGGAAAAAAGCAAGGAACAUUCCAGGGUAAGAAUAAUUACUGGGGGAAAGCCAAUUUCAAGGAUCUGACUCCGAUAAAUUGAAAUCAGAGUUUGGCAGGCAAAUAGUGACUAAAUAAUGAGCUGCUUUUAAAGAAGGGUUUGUCUGAGCACAGUUGAGGCAUACACUCAAAGAGGAAAGAUAAAGCAAAUAAAUCCAGAGUUCCCAAAUGACAAAAGAGAUACAAUUUAAGAUGUAGAGGCGAAAGUGUGCCUCUGGCCCACAUCAGGUGGACAGUACAACUGAGAACCAGGCCUGAGUAUAGAAGGUUUAGAGGGGAAGUGGAAGAAAAAGCAAAGAAAUUAUAUAUUUAAAAAAACUGGCAGCUAGUAUACAAGGAAAUCCCAAAGUCUUCUAAAGGCACAGUAAAAUGGUGGAAUGGAGUGAGGCCUAUUAGGGACCAAAAAGGGGACAUAGCCAGGGCAUUAAUGCUUUGCAUCUCAAGGAGGAAGAUGCUGUGCAGCCACCAUGAAAGAAGGCAGACUUCACAUACUUGAAGGGCCUAAAACUGAUGAUGAGUUGGAUAGGCUGUUUCUACUUACUACACAUGAGGCACCAGAACAGGAUGAGAUGCAUCCAAAGAGAGUGGAACUUGAGGCACCGGCCAUUAUUAUAAUUCUUCCUUCGAAUCAGUGAUGGUGCCAAUGGGACUGGAGAAUUGCAAAUCUUAAACCUUUGUUCAUAAAAGGUUGUUCAAGAUAAGCCAGGCAAUUACAGGCCAGUCAGUUUAACCUUUGAUAGGAAAUCUUCUAAGUUUAGAUUGAUUAAUCCACAUUUGUCCAAGUCACUAUUAAUUUUAACUGAGCUCAUCUUGUUUAACUAACUUGCUGGAGCUUUUCGAAGGAACAAAUUUGAUGAACUCAAUGCUGUUGAUGUGUGCAUGAACUCAAGAAAGACAUUUGAUACAGUGAGGUACAACAGAUUUGUUAUAGCUUAUGGAAUAAGAAGGACUGUAGCAACACAUGAAAUUGGCUGAGUGACAGGAAACAAAACUUUGAUGUUUUUGGACUGGAGAGAGGUUAGUAGUGGAGAUCAACAGAGGUCAAUGUCAGGAUCCUUGAUGUUCCUUAUAUAUAUGAAUAAUCUAGACAUUGGUUUACAAGGCACAAUUUCAAAAUUUGUGGAUGAUGUAAAACUUGAAAGCAUUGUGAACUGUGAGAAUGAUGAUAUUGAUUUUAAGGAUCAUUGUCAGCUUGGUGGAAUUGGCAGCCAAGGUUUAAUGCAAGCAGAGUGAAGUGAUGUAUUUUGGUUGGAAAAGCAGAGGGAGACAAAGGGUGUAAUUUUAAAGGAGAUACAAGAGCAUUGUGUAAAUGUGCGUAAAUCAUUGACGGUAGCAGGAUUAGGUUGAGAGUGGUUAAUGAAGCCUGCAGUAUUUCAGGGUAUAUUAAUAGGGGUAAAGAGUACAAGAGCAGGGAGGUUAUGUUGAACAUUUACACAAUGCUGCUUUGGCCUUAACUGGAGUAUUGGCUUUAGUUCUGGGCACUGCACUUUAAGAAGGCACUUGACAAGGUGUAGAGAAGAUUCAUGAGAUUGGUUCCAAGGAUGAAGAGUUUCAGUUACUUGUAUAUAUUGGAGCGGUUCAGAUAGUUCUCUGCAAAAAGAAAAACAUUGAAAGGAAAUUUGCUAGUGUUCACAAUCAUGGGGCUGGACAGAGUUGAUAGGGAGAAACUGUUCCUAUUGGUAGAAGGAUCAAGAACGGCACAGAUUUAAAACAAGUAGUGACAACAUGGAAUAAGAAGUUCCUGUGGCAAGUGGAAUGCACUUCUUGAGCGUGUGGUGGAGGCAGGUUCAGUAGAGGUACUUGGUGAGGCGAUGGCCUUAAUGGUAUUAUUGCUGAAAUGUUAACCCAGAGACCCAGAUAAUGUUCUGGGGACUUGGGUUGGAAUCCUGCCACAGCAGAUGAUGGAAUUUGAAUUCCAUAAAAUGUCUGGAAUUAAUCUAAUGAUGAUUAUGAUUGUUUCAUAAUCAAUUAUUGUUGAUUGUUGCAAAAACCCAUCUGGUUCACUAAUGCCCUUUAGGGAAGGAAACUGCCAUCCUUACCUGCUCUGGCUUGCAUGUGACUCCAGACACACAGCAAUGUGGUUGACUGUUAACUGCCCUCUGGGCAACUAGGGAUGGGCAAUAACUGCUCCGUGGUCAGGGACGCCCUCAUCCCAUGAAUGAAUAAACUUGAGAGAAUUGAAGGGCACUUUGUAAACUCUUUCUUUGGAGAGCUGUAACAGACAAGACUAUCUGAAGAAUAUCUCAACCACACAUUGGUCACAGCACAGAAAAAGCCAUUGUGGCUGAUUGAUAUUGAUCAGUGAUAUUGGCCUUCACAUUUACGUGGAAAAAUGUCCAUCCAGAUGGAGAGUUUAGAAAUUGUGCACCACCUUUCUAUUGUCUAGCCACAAUUUCUGCCCUUGGAACUCAAUUCACAUAACCAGGUGCAUGCACGCACAAAACUAUUCAAAUACUGCAAUUACCAGAUGUUUGUAUUUAGUUUGUCUGUAAUUGAUCUUACUGUGGCAGUGGAAAGUUUUUGACAUUUGGUGAAAUAUUAUGUAGAAAUUAAAUUUGAUACUGCUAAUAGGUCCAUGCGUGUUCAGGAGUUUUUCAUUUUUCACUUUUAUGGCAGCACAUUCAAGUUUUCAUGUUGCUGUUCAUUCAUUGAAAUGCCAAAUAAAUUCUAAAGUGGAGGUAACUUCA
This is a messenger RNA of Rhincodon typus (whale shark), 4841 nucleotides long. Its product is annotated as integral membrane protein DGCR2/IDD-like. Gene Ontology annotation, cellular component: membrane. The record is from RefSeq and is a predicted model, not a curated record. NCBI's taxonomy places the organism in Eukaryota, Metazoa, Chordata, Chondrichthyes, Orectolobiformes, Rhincodontidae. Bases 282 to 779 code for a protein of 165 amino acids. The transcript has 3 exons.